AUGUAUUGGGUGAGAGGGGACAGGGCUAUGGGUUACGGACUGGUGGGUCGGAGUGCGAGUGUGGGUCAACACCUGCGCCCACAUGUAAUGGUUAACUAGGUGAUGGCCACUGACUUCGUACGGGAGCACCGGUGCACCAGUUAUGGAGGGGUACGCGGCUCUGGCAUCAAGCGAAAGGUGUCGAUCUGCGAGGGGGUGGUAGUGAUGGGUCCGCCACCCAAGAGGGUCAUGGGGCCCAUCAGUCCCAUGCAAAAGGUCCCAUCCAUGGGCGACCUCUUGGAAGACAGCUCAUCCAUGGGUGAGUCCAUUCACACCACC
Oppiella nova is the source of this 318-nucleotide messenger RNA. Lineage: Eukaryota; Metazoa; Arthropoda; Arachnida; Sarcoptiformes; Oppiidae. The record is from the annotation of a GenBank genome assembly.